This is a messenger RNA of Mus pahari (shrew mouse), 1640 nucleotides long. RefSeq names its product peripherin 2 (gene Prph2). Bases 215 to 1255 code for a protein of 346 amino acids. Gene Ontology annotation, biological process: visual perception. The transcript has 3 exons. The record is from RefSeq and is a predicted model, not a curated record. Lineage: Eukaryota; Metazoa; Chordata; Mammalia; Rodentia; Muridae. Gene Ontology annotation, cellular component: membrane.
AGGACUCUGCAGACACAGCGGCCUAGAUUAGCUCCCUGGCUACCGUUACUGAGUUAACGGGGAUCCCAGGCUAGGGAGGCCCCAAAAUGGGCAACUCCCUGCAACUGGGGCCCAUGGUGCUCUUCCCAAGACCCUGAGCUGUCCAGCCCCGGAGCUCACUCGGAUUAGGAGUGGAAGCUGCACUGUGGAAGGCUGCUGAACCCAUUUGGUAAGCAUGGCGCUGCUCAAAGUCAAGUUUGACCAGAAGAAGCGGGUCAAGUUGGCCCAGGGGCUCUGGCUUAUGAACUGGCUGUCCGUGUUGGCCGGCAUCGUCCUCUUCAGCCUGGGGCUGUUCCUGAAGAUUGAACUCCGCAAGAGGAGCGAGGUGAUGAAUAAUUCCGAGAGCCACUUUGUGCCCAACUCCCUGAUAGGGGUGGGGGUUCUGUCCUGUGUCUUCAACUCUCUGGCUGGGAAGAUCUGCUAUGACGCCCUGGACCCGGCCAAGUACGCCAAGUGGAAGCCCUGGCUGAAGCCGUACCUGGCUGUCUGCGUCUUCUUUAACGUCAUCCUCUUCCUGGUGGCUCUCUGCUGCUUUCUGCUGCGGGGCUCCCUGGAGAGCACCCUGGCUUACGGACUCAAGAAUGGGAUGAAGUAUUACCGGGACACGGACACCCCCGGCCGGUGCUUCAUGAAAAAGACCAUUGACAUGCUCCAGAUCGAGUUCAAGUGCUGUGGGAACAACGGCUUCCGGGACUGGUUCGAGAUUCAGUGGAUCAGCAAUCGCUACCUGGACUUCUCCUCCAAGGAGGUCAAAGAUCGAAUCAAGAGCAACGUGGAUGGGCGGUACCUGGUGGACGGCGUCCCUUUCAGCUGCUGCAACCCCAGCUCCCCGCGGCCCUGUAUCCAGUACCAGCUCACCAACAACUCGGCACACUACAGUUAUGACCACCAGACCGAGGAGCUCAACCUCUGGCUUCGGGGCUGCAGGGCCGCCCUGCUGAAUUACUACAGCAGCCUCAUGAACUCCAUGGGCGUCAUCACACUUCUCGUCUGGCUCUUUGAGGUGAGCAUCACUGCUGGACUCCGCUACCUCCACACGGCUCUGGAGAGUGUGUCUAACCCGGAGGACCCCGAGUGUGAGAGCGAGGGCUGGCUGCUGGAGAAGAGCGUGCCCGAGACCUGGAAGGCCUUUCUGGAGAGCUUUAAGAAGUUGGGCAAGAGCAAUCAGGUGGAGGCAGAAGGUGCAGACGCAGGCCAGGCCCCAGAGGCUGGCUGAUGGCCUGGGGCCUCUCCCCCUCCUCAACACUUAGUGGACUCCAGGGACUGUGGGUACCCCCUUGUCCAGCUGAAAGUCCAAAUUUCCCGAGAAAGCUGGUCACCUACUGACUCUCCUUGACGUGGGCCUUGAAGUUCAGGGUCCUUAGGGCAUGCUACAAACAUUUGUGAAACGGCUGCCUCCAGAUGUGAGUGACUGAACGCUGCAGCAGAUGGCCAGUCUCACAGGACUGGCCAGUCCAGGGCUCUGUCCAAGUGUGAGUCCAGAUCUCCCAUAGGUGACUGGCCACACCAAGGGCCUCUCUCCUCCUCAGUAGAAUCUGCCUCUUUUAAGCUACAAGUUCUGCAUCCCAACCAUCACUUGAAACAUAAAAGCAAGGUGAAAA